Messenger RNA from Effrenium voratum, 966 nucleotides. The record is from the annotation of a GenBank genome assembly. NCBI's taxonomy places the organism in Eukaryota, Dinophyceae, Suessiales, Symbiodiniaceae.
AUGUCAGAGUGCCAUCAAGCCAGUUCCGCACGUCCCAUGGCCUUUUCUCUUCUCUUUGCCACCUCUGCACUCAGACGCCCAAAUUCUCCAAAGAGCUGGGCGUGCCCUGCCUGCGAGGAGACCUCAGCAUACUGGAACAAGUAUGAGGGUGCGGAGAAGGACCUCGCCGUGGGCGUGGAGCAGAUCUUCCUGCGGCUUCUCCGAGGCAUCCUGCAGAAGCAGAAGGAGUUGGGCCGAAAUCCAGCCCGACUUGACAUGUCCGGCUACCCCGAGGCCGCAGACGAGAUAACGACUGUGCAUGCUAGCGAGCUCGAGGCACGGUUGGGAGCAGCCAAGCGCGGCCAGGUGGUUUCACCCUUGGGCCUGGAGCCAAGAAGAGUCACCAAAAAGGCGCGCGAGGCGGAGGCGGGCGGCGAGGCGAUGUCGGUGGAGACCCGUGUGGUUGCGCCCUCCCCUCACCCACAGCUCGCCAUGAGCCGCUCCGCGGUCUGGGUGGCGCUGGCGGCGCUCGGCUGCGCAGAUGCGGCGGCGCUGAGCUGGCAGGAUUGCGGGCUGCUCGCAGACGUGAGGGGCUUGGAGUUGCUGAGCUACAGCCACGAGCCGGACCCGAUUGUGCUCGGGGAGGCCUACACCAUCACCAGGCACUUUCGCACUUUGCUGCCCAUCCAGAACCUCACGGAGCAGUUCUGGAGCUACGAGCGGAAUGGGACCGAGUGGAGCUUCGUCUUUGGCAACGGCCCCUUCUCCCGCUGCGGCGCCGCGGACUUUCAGAGCCGCUGCCCGCUGCCCGCCGGCGCCGAGCUACGCUUCCGGGAGCGGCACCCGGGCACCGCGGCCGCGCGGCCCGGGCGCCACCGGGCGGUGGAGCACUAUUUUUCCGACGGCGUCUUCGCUGGCUGUGUGGUGGCUGUUUACGACUACCGGGCUCCGGACUACCGGGCUCCGGACGUGCACGUGGUCCUGUGA